Hypomesus transpacificus is the source of this 1935-nucleotide messenger RNA. RefSeq names its product syntaxin 1B (gene stx1b). Gene Ontology annotation, molecular function: SNARE binding; SNAP receptor activity. The transcript is spliced from 10 exons. Lineage: Eukaryota; Metazoa; Chordata; Actinopteri; Osmeriformes; Osmeridae. Gene Ontology annotation, cellular component: plasma membrane; endomembrane system; SNARE complex. The record is from RefSeq and is a predicted model, not a curated record. Gene Ontology annotation, biological process: exocytic insertion of neurotransmitter receptor to postsynaptic membrane; vesicle fusion; intracellular protein transport. Bases 310 to 1176 code for a protein of 288 amino acids.
UCGCUUCUUUUUUUCAUCCGUUUUUUUCUGCAGCAUCAGUACCGCGCUCGUAUUGCAUUCGUUUGCUGCUGCUGGAGCCGGAGCGCGCUGCGGGGCGACACUGCACCGCCGAGGAGGACGCACGAGCAACGUACAGGGGGACUAGGAAAAAGGGAAAAAAAAGAGAGAGAAGGUAGCUCACAGGGGACACCUAAACCCCGGGUUUGAAUACUAGAAGAAAAUAUAAAACGGUCGGAACCUUGGACAUAAGAAGACAACGAGGGCGAAAAUCCUAGGCGAUUAUAAUUUAGCCAACACGGCGGGGCAACAAUGAAGGACCGUACGCAAGAACUACGAAGCGCCAAGGACAGCGAUGACGAUGAGGAGGUUGUCCAGGUGGACCGAGAUCACUUCAUGGAUGAGUUCUUUGAGCAGGUGGAAGAGAUCCGGGGCUGUAUAGAGAAGCUGUCAGAGGAUGUGGAACAGGUUAAGAAGCAGCACAGCGCCAUCUUGGCAGCGCCCAAUCCUGACGAAAAAACCAAGCAGGAACUGGAGGACCUCACAGCUGACAUCAAGAAGACAGCCAAUAAAGUCCGCUCAAAAUUAAAAGCAAUCGAGCAGAGCAUCGAGCAGGAGGAGGGGCUGAAUAGAUCAUCUGCAGACCUGCGGAUCCGCAAGACACAGCACUCUACGCUGUCACGUAAGUUUGUGGAGGUGAUGACUGAGUACAACACCACGCAGUCCAAGUACAGAGACCGCUGCAAGGACCGUAUCCAGAGGCAGCUGGAGAUCACUGGCAGAACGACCACCAAUGAGGAGCUGGAGGACAUGCUGGAAAGUGGCAAGCUCGCCAUCUUCACUGAUGAUAUCAAGAUGGAUUCCCAGAUGACCAAGCAGGCCCUGAACGAGAUCGAGACACGACACACUGAGAUCAUCAAGCUGGAGAACAGCAUCCGGGAGCUGCACGACAUGUUUGUAGACAUGGCCAUGCUGGUGGAGAGCCAGGGAGAGAUGAUUGACAGAAUCGAGUACAAUGUGGAGCACUCAGUGGACUAUGUGGAGCGGGCUGUGUCUGACACCAAGAAGGCUGUCAAAUACCAGAGCCAGGCUCGCAAGAAGAAGAUCAUGAUCAUCAUCUGCUGUGUGAUCUUGGGGGUGGUCCUGGCCUCCACCAUCGGAGGGACGCUCGGCUUCUAGAACACGCCAUCGCCACGACAACGACCGACAGCCAGCAGAGAGAAAAACAACACAGAGAGAAAACGAUGUAACACGAGAUUAAUGAUAACGUCAUAGGGGCGGGUGGGGUUGAAAACACAAAGACAAAAAAAAAAAGAACAAAACCAACAUUACAUUAUAGCUGACUAAAAUACAUAACGUAUACAAAAAGAGGGUACAAAAUAAACCUAAUAUUUACAAUGUACAUGUAAAUGUAUUGAACAUAGGAAGCAGCACAUGGGUUAGCUACCUGUAAAGAAUUAUGAUGUGAAAAUACUUUUCUUUUUUCUUAUUUUUUUGACGUUUCUUUCUUUUUGAGGGGUCUCCUGGACAGUGCGGAUGACUGCUAAAUUGUGUGUGUUCCAGCAAAGCUAGUUUUAGAGCAAAAUGCACAAAAACUGUAGAAGGGAGUAGGGUACAUGGGUGAAGCUUAUUUCUUAGGUACAACAAUCACCUUUCAUCGGGAGACUGACUUGGGUUUUUGGUUUAACAGUAUCUCAAGGCAGCUCUUGUAGUUGCAACACUCGAAUCAACCUGUCAAAUGAGUCGACUUGAGGAUAGGCAUUAAUUUGCAUGUGUCUUGAUUUCAAACAAUAUGAACAAAAGAAAACAACCCACACCCAUGGAACUGUUUGAAGGGAGGGUCCUGUGAUUGGAUAGGGGACCCACUUGUCCAUCGGCUUAUUCUGAUUGGUCCACUGAUUGGUCCAAACCUAAUUCAGACGCACAGGCUAGGGGUGG